This is a messenger RNA of Gongylonema pulchrum, 207 nucleotides long. The record is from the annotation of a GenBank genome assembly. Lineage: Eukaryota; Metazoa; Nematoda; Chromadorea; Rhabditida; Gongylonematidae.
AUGAGAACCGAAUACCAUCCCAUCAGCAUCAUCAAAACCGCGAACGAUGAUACGAUUUAUAAUCGUAGCAACCGCUGUUUCAGCUACCGCCAUCAAUACAAUCAUCAUCAACAACAGCAGAAGCACCACCAGCAAAAGCAGCAGCAGCAGCAGCAGCAGUAUCUGAUGAUGACGAAUAAGCCAGCGGUCACUACUUCCUCAUCCUAA